Laccaria bicolor S238N-H82 is the source of this 900-nucleotide messenger RNA. RefSeq lists its product as uncharacterized. The transcript is spliced from 2 exons. NCBI's taxonomy places the organism in Eukaryota, Fungi, Basidiomycota, Agaricomycetes, Agaricales, Hydnangiaceae. The record is from RefSeq and is a predicted model, not a curated record. Bases 1 to 900 code for a protein of 299 amino acids.
AUGAAAGCAGCCCUUUGCGGGUCUUUUGCCUCCCUCAUCAUGGCCAUCCUCGCCCCUCCAACGCCUGUGCAUAGCGUACGAGGAUAUUCGGACUUCUUCACAUCGGGCUUGCGUGCAGUCACAAGCCAUGUUUCUCGUCCGUAUUCGGUCUCAAGCUCCCUGAGAGUUUUGGACGCCACACGCGCCACUGAGGACCCACCUCAGUACGCAGGCACUCUCCAUGGACGCGCUCAACGUCGAGCGCGUCCCACGUCAAUGAUCGUGUCGAAGUCUAACCAGUCAUGUGAAAAUUCCCGAGGACGGCGAUCAUCCAUCAUUGCAUUUUCCUCCCGGCUACUCGACCGCAUGAUACUUGCAUCCGCCGACGAAAAUGCAGAUGUUUCCGCCGGUCGUCGAAGAAGCAAGAGAUCUUCGCGACCAUUAGAAGAUUCCAAUUCACAGGUACCACAGGAUUGGAUUACUACCGGGGGUCCCUUCACGCCUUCGUCCCCCAACGGGCGGCCUGAUGAAUACGUCCCACUGAACACCGAUCCCUUCACAUCCUCCCCCGAUUCCAAGUCUUUCUUCAUUGAUCUCUCGGAUAGCUCCCUGUCUCACACACCAAAACGGGAGUCAUUCCUGUCGUUGAGUGGUUCAUCCCCAGAUCGCUCACUUCUACACGUUUCCCGGCGCGAGCGUCCAGCAUCUAUCCAGACGAUGCCUGUACUAUCCCGCUCCCGACGAUCCUCCCUGCAAUAUCGUCCUAUCAGCCAAGAUAAGCCCAACUUCUUCUGGACACUAGAAGAAGAGCCUCCAAUCCUGGCAGCGGAGCCCCUUGUUGAGGACCAUGAAGAUCGCGAUGAUCUCGCUAGGUUUGACUGGCGUCAAUUCCAUGUCGAUUUGAUAUCGGACAACCUUUAA